AUGGAGGACGGCGGGGGCCGGAGUGCACACGCGAGGGCCGCAGCGGCGGCAGCCAAAGCCAAGAAAAAGAAAGAGAAGAAUGACGCCAACACGUCGCGGGAGCAGCCACGCCAUCCGGUCCCUUUUGCUCAGAUCCCCGGCCUCACCGACGCGCUGCUCGAGCGCCUCGAGGCACUUGGCGCAACAGAGCCGUCAUUCAUGAUCGGAAAGUCUCUGGUGAUGAGCGACGUGAACCACGAGCAGGCGCGCUUGCUCUUCUCAUCUAAGCGCGAGUCGCCGUCGCAGGUUACCAGCGUCUUCACCGAGACGGAGAUGCAGUUCGUCGAGGACAAGACCGGGCUGCUCGUCACCGCGUUCGACCGUGCCGGCCGGAGCUACAACCUCACGUGCAAGUACCUCGUGUCCAACACCGGCUACCGCUUCAUCACCGGAUGGAAGGCGUAUGUCAACGACAACGGCCUGGGCGUGGCCAUGCGCGUCGAGCUAUGGUGCUUCCGGUCUCGGAAACUGCACAAUCGAUACGAGCUGCGCCAAGGAACGGAUGGAAAGGAGAAGAAGGUCCCCGUCAUGGUGGAGAGUGGUCACCCUGAUGGCUCCUUGGGCCUGGUCCUGCUGCAAUAUGAGAACGACCUGCUGGAGCCAGAACAAGCCGCUGACGACGAACCCGACGAGGCGCCGCCGGUCCAGGAGACGGAGACAGGGCACAUGGAGUCCAAGACGGCGACGACCGCAGAGGAUAAGCUAGCAGAUGACGGCGGUACGUGUGCUGAGCCAAUCAAGUCCAAGACGACGAUCGCGGAGGACAAGCUAGCCGAUGGUGGCGGUGAGUGUGCUGAGCCGAUGAUCAGGGAACGAAAUACUGUGAUCUCUAGGGACGACGUGUUCUAUGCCGCGAUAGGGCUGCUUGAGCUAAAGAAGCACUUUCGUGGUGGUGGUGGUGGUGGAGGAGGAGGAGGAGGAGGCGGCGGCGGAGGAGGCGGAGGAGGCGGUGGCAGAGGAGGAGAACCGGGAAGUUGA
Miscanthus lutarioriparius is the source of this 1017-nucleotide messenger RNA. NCBI's taxonomy places the organism in Eukaryota, Viridiplantae, Streptophyta, Magnoliopsida, Poales, Poaceae. The record is from the annotation of a GenBank genome assembly.